Molecule: messenger RNA, 1307 nt
Organism: Gadus macrocephalus (Pacific cod)
Lineage: Eukaryota; Metazoa; Chordata; Actinopteri; Gadiformes; Gadidae
Gene: tmem234
Product: transmembrane protein 234
Exons: 5
Coding region: 223-666 (147 amino acids)
Source: RefSeq, a predicted model, not a curated record
UCAAGAUGACGCUAUUAUCAUCUUACGUUCUAGUCAUUGAUAUGACUUAACACGCAAUAGGUAAUUGACCAUUUGCUUUAGUUUACACUCACGCUUUGUUAAUAUUAAGAUAAACGUAUAAGCAAUUCGUGCAACUAGAAGAUUUCUGUAUGUUCUGCGAAAUCACAAUUGAUUAACUCAACUGUGCGACUUGAACGCAACUAUUUCCGUGUUUACAUCACAAUGGUAUCCGUCGUGGAGGUCCUGUGCCUCUUGCUGGUGGCGAUAUUAUGGGGCUGCACCAACCCCUUCCUGAAAAGGGGCACGGAAGGAAUAGAGCAUGUGAAAAGAACCAACAAGGUUUUACAAGUUCUGGCGGAAGUCAAGUUCCUAUUCCUUAAUCUCCAGUAUUUGGUCCCAUUCCUUCUGAACCAGCUGGGGUCGUUGGUUUACUAUUUCACCCUGGCCACAACAGAUUUAUCCCUAGCUGUUCCUGUGACCAACUCCCUGACUUUCCUUUUAACUGUGCUUACUGGCAAGAUUCUUGGCGAAGAGUUUGGAGGCAAACGAGCUGUCGGGGGAAUGGUCCUUACCAUGGUAGGCAUCACUCUGUGCAUCGUAAGCUCCAUCAGGGACACGCCCAUCCUCAGCAGUGAACGGAACCAGGCAGAUGCCACUCUUCAAUAAGGAACUCUUCCCUUUUCAUCAUCAAUCAUCACGCUUUAUAAUGAUUCACAUGUGUUUAUCCUCCAGUGAGGAGGUGCCCCGUCAGGUAACAAGGAUCAUGGAAUUGAUCGUUUUUUGGCAAAGUAUUAGGAUGAAAUACAAAAAAAGAAUCAAAGACUAGGGUAUAAGCCCUGGCCCACUCCUCCUGUUAAAUAGGCUGAGCCCUGGGUUCACAUAGGGUUCACUUCAGCGCUGAAGCAGAUUUACAGCCCCUGAAUAGAAUUUCCUGCUCGUUAACUUGUACUUUACGGCACUGAACGCCUUUACUGGCAUCUAUACAGACACUAUAGAAACCACAUACAAAAAGGGUGAUGGUUGAACGCGAACAAACAAACUGUCAUUGCCUUUUCACGGGGGCUGUCUUACUGUCUUACUAGUGUCCGCUGUGAUCUGUGACCGUUAGUGUUGAGAGCAAACGCAAGCAUGGUGAAAUGAACAAUUUACAUAACAUAGGUAUAUUUUUUAUAUAUAUUUUUUGCUUUUGCUAUGUGGUGGGCCCUGCUGAAUAGUUGUUUAUUUCCAUAAAAAGGUUAUUUGGGCAUUCUGUAUGCAUUUUGUUUAAUAUAUAUGAAUGUAUAAUGUAAUAAAUUAAUAUUCAGCAA